Messenger RNA from Erinaceus europaeus (western European hedgehog), 1599 nucleotides. It is a transcript of the gene VAPA, whose product is annotated as VAMP associated protein A. NCBI's taxonomy places the organism in Eukaryota, Metazoa, Chordata, Mammalia, Eulipotyphla, Erinaceidae. Gene Ontology annotation, biological process: neuron projection development. The transcript has 6 exons. Gene Ontology annotation, molecular function: FFAT motif binding. Gene Ontology annotation, cellular component: endoplasmic reticulum membrane; plasma membrane. Bases 248 to 1000 code for a protein of 250 amino acids. The record is from RefSeq and is a predicted model, not a curated record.
CAGUGCGCGUGGCCGCGGCGGCUGGUGUGGGGUUGAGUCAGUUGUGAGGACCGGGAGCUGCUGAGCCUGCGGGCGGCCCGGCGCGUCGGCGACACAGCGGCGGGCGUCGGGAUUCAGGAGCCGGGGGCUGGUCUCCUCGUGGAACCCGGCCGAGCCCGCGCCGCCGCCGCCGCCGCCGCCCCGCGUCUCCGCUCCCGGCCCGCAAACCGCCGCCGCGGGCGCGCCCCCGCUCUGCGCUGUCUGUCCGAUGGCGUCCGCCUCCGGGGCCAUGGCGAAGCACGAGCAGAUCCUGGUCCUCGACCCGCCCACAGACCUCAAAUUCAAAGGCCCCUUCACAGAUGUAGUCACUACAAAUCUUAAGUUACGAAAUCCAUCGGAUCGAAAAAUAUGUUUCAAAGUGAAGACUACAGCACCUCGUCGGUACUGUGUGAGACCCAACAGUGGGAUCAUCGACCCAGGGUCAACCGUGACUGUCUCCGUAAUGCUACAGCCUUUUGACUACGAUCCCAAUGAAAAGAGUAAACACAAGUUUAUGGUACAGACAAUUUUUGCUCCACCAAACUUUUCAGAUAUGGAAGCUGUGUGGAAAGAGGCAAAACCUGAUGAGUUAAUGGACUCUAAACUGAGAUGUGUAUUUGAAAUGCCCAGUGAAAACGACAAAUUGAAUGACAUGGAGCCUACCAGUAAAGCUGCUCCUCUGAACGCAUCCAAACAAGACGGACCCAUGCCCAAACCACAUAGUGCUUCCCUCAACGACACCGAGACAAGAAAGCUCAUGGAAGAGUGUAAAAGACUUCAGGGUGAGGUGAUGAAGCUGUCGGAAGAAAACCGACACCUGAGAGAUGAAGGCUUAAGGCUCAGGAAGGUAGCACAUUCGGAUAAACCUGGAUCAACCUCAACUGCGUCAUUCAGAGAUAACGUCACCAGUCCUCUUCCUUCACUUCUUGUUGUAAUCGCAGCCAUUUUCAUUGGAUUCUUUUUAGGGAAAUUCAUCUUGUAGAGUGAGCAUGCAGAGUGCUAUUCCUUUUUUUUUUUUUCCUCCUGACCAGACAAGAUUUGUUUACCUACCAUUUCCCUGGUAGUAUGGCCCGCGGUGACCAUUUUCUGUGUGUCCAGCGUCAUACAGGCUCUGCCUUUAAUGAUCUCUUACGGUUAGAGCACAGUGAGCGCAAACUCUUCAGCUCCUGGGCAAGUUGUAUAUUAUCAGGUCCUCACUAGCAGAUGUCAGUUGCACAUUCAGUCCUUUAUGAAAUUCAUAAAUAAAGAAUUGUUCUUCCUUUGUGGUUUUAAUAAGAGUUUGAGAAUUGUUCAGUCUUGUAAAUGUUAUUUUAAUAAUCCCUUUAAAUUUUAUCUGUUGCUGUUACCUCUUGAAAUAUGAUUUCUUUAGAUUGCUAAUCCCAUUCAUUCAGGAAAUGCCAAGAGGUAUUCUGUGGGGAAAUGGUGCCUCUUACAGUGUAAAUUUUCUCCUUUACCUUUGCUAAUAUCAUGGCAGAAUUUUUCUUAUCCCUUGUGAGGCAGUUGUCGACUGAAUUUUUCAUCCUUCAAUCCUGUCCCAUGGUAUUUAACAUUAAAAAAAAAAAAAUAAAACUGUUAACAGAU